AUGACACCGCGCCUGGGAGAGGAGCCAGCGCUGCGGCAGAACAGAGUGUUCCCUGCAGCAGCAGCUCCCUGUCCAGGGGCAGCACACAGGGACCCCCGGGCCUUUGUGGAGCGCGGUCCCCGCCAGGCUGACAUUCACAGCGAGCCUUUGCCGGUGUGUCCGCCUGGGGCUGCCGCGGGGCUGCUGCUGCUGCUGCUGCUGCUGCUUUUCACAGGUGGAAGGAGCCGCCUGGCGCCGGUCCUGGCCCACUUCACGCUGGCCACUCCGCAGGCCUGCGACCUGCUUCUUCCGUUCGGUGUCCCUGCUGCCCUUGUUCGGGAGGUCCUGUCACUCUCCUCAGCUGCUUGUUUUCACUCGGUUGAGUGGGUCCUGUCGGUGGAAGGAUUCCAGCAGAUAGUGACUGAUAUCCUCCAACUUCUCCGGCCACUCCCCACCCCUGGGGCUGUCACACCCCUAACUACAGGCCCUCAGAGCCCCCCGCGCCUGCCCCUGUCCCCGAGACACCCCUCGUGCCCCCAGUCCCUCCUGGUGGAGGCAGCUGAUAACGUCCCGGAGGACCUCAGGGACCCCUUUUACACCGACCAGUACGAGCAGGAGCACAUCAAGCCGCCCGUCACCAGGCUCCUGCUCUCGGGGGAGCUGUACUGCCGAGUCUGCAGCCUCAUCCUGAAGGGGGACCAGGUGGCUGCCUUGCAGGGACACCAGUCCGUCAUCCAGGCCCUGUCCCGGAAAGGGAUUUACGUGAUGGAGAGCGACGACACCCCCGUGACGGACCCCGACCUCAGCCACGCACCCAUAAAGAUGAGCGCCCACAUGGCGAUGGUGGACGCCCUCAUGAUGGCCUACACCGUGGAGAUGAUCAGCAUCGAGAAGGUGGUGGCCAGCGUCCAGCGCUUCUCGACCUUCAGCGCCUCGAAAGAGCUCCCGUACGACCUGGAGGACGCCAUGGUGUUCUGGGUCAACAAGGUAAAUCUUAAAAUGAGAGAGAUCACAGAGAAAGAAGUCAAGUUAAAACAGCAGUUACUGGAAAGUCCAGCUCAUCAGAAGUCCCCCUCCAAGUGGUACUGGAAGUUAGUGCCCGUGCGCUACCGCCGAGAGCACCUGUCGGCGAGGCAGCCGCCGCACUUCCCGCUGCUGGAGGACCUGAUGAGGGACGGCAGCGACGGCGCCGCCCUCCUGGCCGUGGUCCACUACUACUGCCCCGAGCAGGUGAAGCUGGACGAUAUAUGCCUGAAGGAGGCGGCCUCGCUGGCCGACAGCCUGUGUAACAUCCGGCUGCUGAGGGAGUUCGCGAACGAGCACCUUAACAGAUGCUUCUAUCUCACCUUGGAGGACAUGCUGUACGCCCCCUCCGUGCUGAAGCCGAACGUCAUGGUUUUCGUCGCCGAGCUCUUCUGGUGGUUCGAGAACGUCAAACCGGCCUUCGUUCAGCCCAGGGACGUCCAGGGGCCCAAAGACGCAAAAACGGUGUCACACCACAGGAGCAGCCGGCCCCCUGUCCCCAUCUCCAACGCCACCAAGCGCAGCUUCCUGGGCAGCCCCGCGGCGGUGAGCCCGGCCGACCUGCUGUCCCCCGCUGCACUUCCCGCCGAGGAGCCCCAGCACCUGGGGAAAGGUGCCUCUGCCUUCAGCCCGUCACACCCUUUACUGCCUCUGAGACAGAGACAGCAGAAGACGGUGCAGGCGGAGGGCCUUCCCGAUCAGCGACUCCGGUCCAGCUCCCUUACCCGAGUGGAUGGUCAGCCGCAAGGUGCGGCCGUCGCGUGGCCGGAAAAAAAGAACAGGCCUGUGUCCCAGCCGGCGCCCUUUGCUCUCCAUCAUGCUGCCAGCUGUGACAUGGACCCCGGCUCUGGGGACAGCGUCAGCCUCGCCCGCUCCAUCAGCAAGGACAGCUUGGCCUCCAACAUCGUUAACCUGACCCCGCAGAGCCAGCCCCAGCCUGCAGCGCUGGACACGGACGGGAAGAGCCUCCUGAACAAUGUGGAUAUUGACGACGGCGAGGAGGAGCUCGUGGCCGCCAUCAGGACGGACGCGGCUCCCCAGGGCGGCGCCGGGUCCCCCCAGAGGCCGGCGGACGCCCGAGAAAGCAGGCCCGACAGCUUCUUCCUGGAGCCGUUGAUGCCGGCCGUGCUCAGGCCAGCCAAGGAGAAGCAGGUGGUCGCCAAGGAGGAGGAGUGCGGAGAGGGGCGGCCCCGGAGCUUCACGUGUAAGAGGCCCAGCGAGGGCCACCAGCCCCUGGUGCGCAAGAGGGCGCCCAGCAGUCACGGCGGCCGUGACUCCAGCAGGACUUUCACCCCGAUCUGUGCGGAGCUUCCCGCGGGUGUGGACGAACUGCCCGCUGAGGCCGGGCCGGCGGCGGCGAGUCAUUUCGAUCCGUUACCUCAGGGACAGUCUGCCGACGGCUUCUUUCUUCACGUGGCCAGGGCCGGCGACGACGCGGAGGGCAGGUUCCGCCUCAGCUGCGCCAGAAGCCCCGGCGCCCACGAGCCUGAGCCGUGGGCCGUCCUGAGGCAGGACUCGGACUCCGACGUCGCGGACCUGGAGGAAGCCGAGCAGGAUUUCGUGGGCGACGACCACCCCGCGGCGCUGGCCAGGUACGCCGGGGAGGAGGAGUCGGCCAAGCUGCAGGAGGACAUGAAGGUGAAGGAGCACGAGGACAAGGACGACGCCAGCGGCCGCUCGAGCCCGUGCCUGAGCUCCGUGUCCCAGGUCAGCGGCGUGUCCGCGGCCAGCGGCAGCGUGAAGAUGACCAGCUUCGCGGAGCGGAAGCUCCAGAGGCUCAACAGCUGCGAGACCAAGUCGAGCACCAGCAGCUCCCAGAAGACGACGCCGGACGCCUCGGAGAGCUGCCCGGCCCCGCUGACCACGUGGAAGGCGCGCAGGGAGCAGAGCCCGGGCGGCCAGGCCGGGGACCACGCCAGCCUGCUGGCCUCCGAGCUGGUGCGGCUCCGCAUGCAGCUGGAGGAGAAGCGCAGGGCCAUCGAGGCGCAGAAGCAGCAGGCGGAGGCCCUGUCGGCCCGGCAGCGGCUGAGGCUCGGCAAGGCUGCCUUCCUGCACGUGGUCAAGAAGGGGAAGGCGGACGGCGCCCCGCCGCCGCGCCAGCCGUACGCCCAGCACAGCGGGGACGGCUCCGACGGGGUCCCCCGGACGGAGGAGUUUGCCGCGAAGGAGGCGAGGCCGGCCGAGCUGAAGGUCCCCAAGGACAGGCAGCAGGCCUCCUGCCGCAGCAAGACGCCGACGCCCAGUGUGGAGGGCCUGCCGCACCCGCGGCCCUGCGCCCCCCGCACCCCCUCCGACCCGGGCUGGGACAGCGUCGCGGAGCCCGGCAGUGACCCUCCUGAGAAGUACUUCUUCGACAGCUACAGGCUCCGCGACGAGAGCAACCAGCGGACGCUCGCCCUGUCCUCUCCCAAGGACGCCAACAUCCUGUCCGAACAGAUGGGCCUCACAGAAGCUCUGGAGGGCAGCGUGAAGGAGGCGGCGCUGGGCUGCCCCGCGGUCCCCGGGAAGGAGGGCGUCCCUGUGGACGAGCCCCCCAGGGGCAAGGCCAGUCUCAUCGAGGUGGACCUCUCGGACCUGAAGGCCCCCGACGAGGACGGGGAGCCGGGGGGGCCCCCGAGCGUGGUGGACCUCUCCAGUGAAGGCGACCAGAAGCCGGGGGUCGGCUUCUUCUUCAAGGACGAGCAGAAGGCGGAGGACGAGCUGGCCAAGAAGCGGGCGGCCUUCCUCCUGAAGCAGCAGCGCAAGGCGGAGGAGGCGCGCAUGCGGAAGCAGCAGCUGGAGGCGGAGGUGGAGCUCAAGAGAGACGAGGCCCGUCGGAAAGCCGAGGAAGAGCGCAUCCGGAAGGAGGAGGAGAAGGCACGGCGGGAGCUCAUCAAGCAGGAGUACCUGCGCAGGAAGCAGCAGCAGAUUUUGGAGGAGCAGGGGCUCGGGAAGCCGAAGGCCAAGGCCAGGAAGCCAAGGCCAAAGUCCGUCCACCGGGAGGAGUCCUGCAGCGACUCAGGGACCAAGUGUUCCUCCACCCCUGACCACCUGGACCGGGCCCAGUCGGGCUCCAGCCUGUCCCUGGCCUCCGCGACGACCACUGAGCCCGAGAGCGUGCACUCGGGGGGCACACCUUCCCAGCGCGUCGAGUCCCUGGAGACCUUGCCCACGCUGAGCCGCAACGCCAGCAGGAGCACCGACCGGGACUGGGAGACGGCGUCCGCGGCGUCCUCUCUCGCCUCCGUGGCCGAGUACACAGGUCCCAAGCUGUUCAAGGAGCCCAGCAGCAAGUCCAACAAGCCCAUCAUCCACAACGCCAUCUCUCACUGCUGUCUGGCCGGGAAGGUGAACGAGCCUCACAAGAACUCGAUACUGGAGGAGCUGGAGAAGUGUGACGCCAACCACUACAUCAUCCUGUUCCGUGACGCGGGCUGCCAGUUCCGGGCGCUGUACUGCUACUACCCCGACACGGAGGAGAUCUACAAGCUCACGGGCACGGGCCCGAAGAGCGUCACCAAGAAGAUGAUUGACAAACUGUACAAGUACAGCUCGGACCGGAAGCAGUUCAACCUGAUCCCGGCCAAGACCAUGUCGGUCAGCGUGGACGCGCUCACCAUCCACAACCACCUGUGGCAGCCCAAGCGGCCCGCGGUGCCAAAGAAGCCCCAGCCUCGCAAAUGACACCGGCGCCGGCGGGGCGGCCUGGGGACGCGUGGACGGGGCUGAUGUUUAUUGUUUCCAUGCGUUUGGGUACGAAGCGUGCGGAGUCACAGACCUUUCUCAGAGAGGCGCCCGUUAACAGAAGCCCCCCGGGCUCCCCGCACACGCGCCGGUGCCACACGGAGCCAGGAGGAGAAGGGGCACCGGGUCGAGUGGCUCGGCCACUGCGGGCCACGGAGGGCCGGCCGUGGGGUACGCGUGUCACGGGGGGUCGGGCACUGGGUCCCUUUACUUGAAGUUCUCCUCGGUGUGAAUGGAAAGUGACGUCCUCCGCUUUCUCACCCCCUCCCCCAACCCCUGUUUGCACGUGACCUGAUGACCCCUUGCGCCGGCCGCUGCGACCCUGUGGGUCACAGGGCUGAGGCGCGGUCUCAGUCAGGGCGUUUGAAUGUCGUUAGGAAAGGAACUCAGAUUGGGGGAAUCUUGCUUAUUUGAAAACUUGUAUGAUAUUUAUUGAUCGUGUCUACUGCCAAUGUUUAUAUCCAGUUCUAAGAUUUCUGAAAAAAAUUCUUGUUCUUUGCUGCUCAGAAAACGUUUACUGAAAAUACCAGUUCACUAAAGGCACUGAAAUCUGCAAA
Suricata suricatta (meerkat) is the source of this 5282-nucleotide messenger RNA. It is a transcript of the gene CAMSAP1, whose product is annotated as calmodulin regulated spectrin associated protein 1. Bases 1 to 4665 code for a protein of 1554 amino acids. Gene Ontology annotation, biological process: neuron projection development; negative regulation of microtubule depolymerization; cytoplasmic microtubule organization. The transcript has 23 exons. Gene Ontology annotation, cellular component: microtubule minus-end. NCBI's taxonomy places the organism in Eukaryota, Metazoa, Chordata, Mammalia, Carnivora, Herpestidae. Gene Ontology annotation, molecular function: spectrin binding; calmodulin binding; microtubule minus-end binding. The record is from RefSeq and is a predicted model, not a curated record.